AUGUGUAUAGUGCUGCUUACAACAUCCCACCCCAAAUACGCCCUGGUCGUCAUCGACAACCGCGACGAGUACAUCCUGCGCCCAACGAGCAGACCCCACUGGUGGAAAGCUACCCCAGAAACCCCCGCCGUUAACGGCUCGGCCAACGGGGUAGCAAAGGCCGCUCCACCGGCCGAGGUCGAAGUCCUCUCCAGUCGAGAUCUCCAGCGAGCCGAGCGAGGGACGUGGCUCGGCAUCACCAAGGGUGGAAACUUUGCCGUCCUUACAAACUACCGGGAAACGGACACCCACGAUGUUGCCCAUCCGGUACAUGGCAAGCGCAGCCGUGGAGGCAUGGUGACGGCAUGGCUUGGCGCUGACCCGGCCGAAUCGACAGAGCGGUUUGUGACCCGCAUGCUGGAAGACGGUGGAGUAAAGGGAGUGGGUGGCUUCUCCUUGAUCUGCGGAAAACUCAGAAAGGUGAAGGGGGAUAGCAACAACAUUGAGCCCCUGGCCAUCAUCUCGAACCGUUGCGACCAUGUUGGGCAGGUUCCAUGGAUUUGUGGAGAGCGCAGCUCCAUCUACGGCCUGAGCAACGCCACAUAUUUGCAUCCGGAACAGGAAGAUAAGGAGGAGCUAUGGCCCAAGAUUCGGGAAGGCCGCGAAGCAAUGCUCCGUGCUGUCACCGAAAAGAUGGACGAAAAGGAGCUCCAGGAGGCACUGUUCGAAAUUUUGGACACGGAUAGGUUUCCGUCCGACCACACCAUGGACCUUGAGGAAGGCAUCCCGUUGCUCAAGGACUCGAUUUUCAUCCCUGCCUUUGGCGGCAAGUCGCACCAAGAAGAAAUGGCAGAGGCCAGACUGCGAGGACAAGUGAAGCACAAGGAUCGUGAUUCGCCGGCAGCCGAAGUCUUGACCAUCGUGGCUCGCCCAGACGACCAGCCCAAUGGCUUCCAAACUGGCCUCUACGGCACGCAACGACAGACCAUCAUUCUCGUGGAUUGGGAUGGCAAUGUGACCUAUACUGAGAGAGCUCUCUGGGACCCUCAUGGUAACCCCAUCCCAAGAGGCUCUGGGGAUGAAACAUUUAGAUUCAAGAUUGAGGGCUGGGAGAAGGAAGAGGAGCUCUGCAACUAG
Molecule: messenger RNA, 1116 nt
Organism: Podospora pseudocomata
Lineage: Eukaryota; Fungi; Ascomycota; Sordariomycetes; Sordariales; Podosporaceae
Exons: 1
Coding region: 1-1116 (371 amino acids)
Biological process (GO): protein secretion; Golgi organization
Cellular component (GO): Golgi apparatus
Source: RefSeq, a predicted model, not a curated record